AUGUCUGAGCAACGUCGAAAGGUAGUACCAGCACAACUGGGCUUUCUAGCCAUCUACAACCCUUCCUUAGGAACUACCGAUGAUACACUCGAUAACCAAAUUGCAUAUUAUUACCCCUCGAUCAAGCAAAAUGGACACAAAAGAGGGGCUUCUAAGGAUACAAAAGAGGCGCGUGCGUUUGCGAAAGAGCAAAAGAAUGAACAGUUAAGGCAGAUUGGACUUGCCCAGGGAAUGGUAGAAUUCGGAAGGAGUUUUUCUGAGGGUAAAUCUGUGGAUACUAUAGAGACUGAGAAGUCUCGUAUCAUUCUCCAUGAAUUGGAAUCUGGCUGGUGGAUACUGGCUUCAAUCAAUCUCACCAUAUUGCCAGGCACAAAAAAGAUACCGGCUACCAAAGGCAAACCUGCCGAAGAACAGGACACUAUCGAAUAUUCUUCUCGAGAAGUUAAACCCGCGAUAUUACUCCUUGGAGAUAUUUUACGAGCGCACUCAACUUUCCUCCUCCAUCAUGCCUCUUCAAUGAGUGCCCUUUUUGUUCGAACAAGACGUUCCAAAUUUGUGAGCAUCCUGGGUAGAUAUUGGGAUACAUAUCUUUCGACAUGGAAUGUGCUUAUGCAUGGUAAUCCUGCGAAUAAUUUAUAUGGUGGAAUAAAAGUUGCUGCAUGUGGAGAACUUGGCGUAGGGGUUGGGGAAGAAGAACGAGGUAGUGGUGAAAGAGAAGUUCUCGAAGGGUUCGUUGGACAAAUGGAUGGACUUGUAGAUGUGAUAGUUUCAAGAUUUGGAGAUGCACAAUCAAGUCUGAAAGACGACGCCAAUAAAGGAUUUACAGAUCAAAGGUCGAAGCAAUCUGCUCCUUGGUUAGGUUCUGGUGAUGAACCUGCCACAGAAGACGGUGCAAUUUUCCUUGGUACUGGAGCUUUGUCAAGGAAAUCACUAAGAAAUAUUUCACAUUGGGUUGAGGAUCUUUAUAGAUGGGGUCCAUAUGCUUAUGGGGUCAUUGACAAUCCUUCUUCUACUCGUCGCGCGAAGAAGCCACCUAAGCCUAAGCCAAGAGUUGAACCAAAACUCAAGGAUGCAAAGAAUGCUGCUCGACCAACAUCUAGUCUGAGUAAGGAGAUACCAAUUUAUGAUGGCUCUCAUGACGGACCUGAACCUAGUCGGUCGUCGAGUAUUAAUGCAACCGAGCUUCGACAACUCAUGGAAGAAGAUAGUAAGGGUGAUCGAGCCAAAUCCAAAUUCAAAUCCCCACGUCCACCGCCUCAUAGAAAUCCUGCAAGUCAUACCAGUACUGAAGGCACUGAGGUUACAGACGGCGAAUCAAAGGGUAACAGGUUUUCGCAAUACUUGAAGUUCGGUUACGGAACUCAUUGGUCUCUAGGUGGGACUACAGCAAAAGAAAGCAAACCCCUGACUGCCUCGACCACUCCUAUUCCUCCAAUCGAUGGAACGAUUGACGCAACUGAAGGAUCAGUACAAACAGUUGAAUUUGAUGACUCUAGAGGGCAUUAUCUAGUAGGUCUAAUGGGUGAUAUGGAAGCUGAAAUAGACCUACUCACCGAUCUUAACGCCGAAGGUGAAGAUAUCGAAGGAAAAAAUGAACGACUUGUACUUCGUACAUUGACAGUAGAAUUGGAACGCGAAGAAGAUGCUCGACAAGAAGCUGAUAUCAGCAUUGAUUAUUCCGACUUUGGUUCAUCAAUCAGACGCACCAGUGAUUCCGAACGUACCGGCACUUCCAACGCUUCAUUCGAGAGUCAAGAUCGAAAUAAAGCGAGAAAAUUAAGAGUAGUGGCUUAUGCAAGCAAACCUUUCAUCUUCAUUUUUCUCUUUGAAUUACGAGCAGAUUCUCUAGCAUUACAAGGUCUAUAUCGAUCUCUUCAUAAACAACUUCAAUCUCUCAUCAAACCACUUCUCAAAUCUACAUCUUUUCGCGCACCCAAACCCGAUGUUUCUAUUUCUCCUUUAGCCAGUACAAGCAACCCAACAGCGCCUGUUUACGAUCUUCUUUGGGACCCUAAAACUCUUACCAUUAACUCAAAUAUCCCUAAUAUUCCCGAUCCUCAACAAGUCCAAACACAAGAACAAGCAAAUCGUCUCCCUUGGUCUCGCGUUGAAGCUUUGAACACUCACCUUCAAAUCCUCCAUACAUAUAUCGCAACUACUACUGAUAUAAAUACACUAGAACGGACAGCUAAAACAUCAAGAGGAUAUUGGAUUCUUUGGACACGCAUUCCCUCACCCCCAGAACCAACACCGAAUACAAAUUCAAAAGUUAACAUACCAUCCCUCAUACCAGAAGAUUCAGCAGAAAGUCAAACGAGUAAAACUUUCACGGGGGAAAUAAGUGAUAAGGGGAGAAAAGAUAAAGAUGGGAGGAGUGGUGCAACUAGUAUGGCACAAACAGGUGGGACGGGUGUCAGCGGGCCUGCACAUCCGUUUUUAGAUGAUAGAGCUGGACCUGGGGGAGUGGAAAGGAGUAGAGAUAAAGAGAUCUUUCUAAUUAGAAGGGCAAGUGACUAUGUGGAAACUGGACAAGGAAGGAGUUAUGGAUAUGGAUAUGGAUAUGGAUAUGCGGGGAGUUGGAUAGGUAGUCCAGGAGGCGGAAGUGGAGGAGGGGAUGCAGGAUGGGGAGCCGCGGGCUUAGGACUUGAUACUAAGAGGUAUAUUGAGGGGUUGUUGAGUUUGAAUCGAUAG
Messenger RNA from Sclerotinia sclerotiorum 1980 UF-70, 2691 nucleotides. RefSeq lists its product as hypothetical. Gene Ontology annotation, biological process: vesicle-mediated transport. NCBI's taxonomy places the organism in Eukaryota, Fungi, Ascomycota, Leotiomycetes, Helotiales, Sclerotiniaceae. The coding region runs from base 1 to 2691 and encodes 896 amino acids. The record is from RefSeq and is a predicted model, not a curated record. The transcript has 2 exons. Gene Ontology annotation, cellular component: intracellular membrane-bounded organelle; Mon1-Ccz1 complex.